AGUGGGUGUCUAUAUAGUGUUGAAGUGCUUUCUUUUGAUGAAAAUAUUGGGCUAGUCGAUCACGUGCAUACGAGCCAUAGUCGAAUGGAAUCACCGAAUCCUCGGCGUUCACAAACGCCCAACAGGUCCAAUACAUGUUGGCUACAGCCAUAAACAGUGUCGAUUCGGUGAUAAGACGUUCAAGAUCGGCUUCUCUGUCACCGGUCACGAGAUCAGAUGGGAAAUGAGGAUUGUUACCGGCAUCGCGCAUCUUAUAAACUUCAUCCAAAUAGGCCUCACAAAAGCUUUUUCUCUCAUAAACGACAUCGAACAUAUCGUCAUACACCUUGUAAUAGGGCGGUUUGUCACAAUUGUAAUCGUAAGCAUAUUCGCAGAAGUGAUUGCCGAGGUCGAAUCCUCUGA
Haemonchus placei is the source of this 402-nucleotide messenger RNA. The record is from the annotation of a GenBank genome assembly. Lineage: Eukaryota; Metazoa; Nematoda; Chromadorea; Rhabditida; Trichostrongylidae.